AUGUUUGAAAAUUGUAUAUAAGAAUAUGUUCUUACUCAAUAUACUUUGAAACCAUAAUUGUAUUAAUGGUGUGGUUUUGAAGUCAUGCAUUUCUUUAAUUUUGGUCAAUUCUGUGAUCCAAGAUAUUAAAUGCCAAUCAGUAUAGACAUCUGGAUAUUGCCACCUGCACAAAAAUUAAAAUAAGAAGAUAUUCAUCCAAAAAAUGAUAUUAUUACAUACAUUUUAAAAGGACAAUGUAUAUAAGAUAAGUAUUAUUUCAAAUUAAAUUUUUUAGUUCUAUUUCUUAAAAUCAAUUAUUCAAAGAAGGAGAUGCAAUUUAAUAUAUUUGUGGAAAUGAGAAUUCUUAUAAUAGAAACAACAAUAACUCUGAGAAUGUUUCUGAAAUCUUAUAAAUUUUUAUCUAAAAUAUAGAUGUCUAAAGAGAUACCUGUUAAUAAAUAUACAAAUAAAACUAAAUUAUUAAAAAUGAUAAAUAUUAUGAAAUGUAAAUAUUAUAAGGGGAUUAAUAAAUUGAUAAUACUAAUUUCAAUUUUCUUAUAUUAAUCAAUUUAGAUGAAGUCUUAUUGAAUAUAGAUGAUAAACUGAAUUUAAAAAAAUAUGAAUGCUAAUAUUUCAAUACCUUAACAAAAAUAAAAAUUAAUGGUAAGAAAUAUAUUAUAAUUAAAUUGCUUUGA
Paramecium pentaurelia is the source of this 674-nucleotide messenger RNA. The record is from the annotation of a GenBank genome assembly. NCBI's taxonomy places the organism in Eukaryota, Ciliophora, Oligohymenophorea, Peniculida, Parameciidae.